Messenger RNA from Spirodela intermedia, 7264 nucleotides. NCBI's taxonomy places the organism in Eukaryota, Viridiplantae, Streptophyta, Magnoliopsida, Alismatales, Araceae. The record is from the annotation of a GenBank genome assembly.
AUGAGCACCGGGAGGCGCCGUCCUCCGCCGGACCCAGUUGCCGUUCUGAGGGGCCACCGCGCCUCCGUGAUGGAUGCCUGCUUCCAUCACUCGAGGCCUCUUCUCUUCACCGGGUAGCGAUGUCCUUCCCUCUGUCCACAAGCCUCGCGACGACACUCUUCUUGUAUCCAUCGAGGUUUUGAUACGUCGAAGUGUGCGUGCCAGAAGUGAUACCUAUUGGGAAUUUUUCAUAUUUGACUGCAGUGCUGCGGAUGGUGAACUGCGGCUGUGGGACGCCAUCCAACACCGUGCUCUGUCGUCCACUUGGUACGUUCCAGUCUUUGGAUUUUUGGCGCCCUUCUGCUACUCUUACGGGUGACGGGACAUUUUUUUUGUUUAUUGGAUUGUGGAGAAGUUCAGGGCGCAUGCUGGAGUGUCUGGGGUGUAUUCUGUUGCAACAGGUCCCUCCAUAGGAGACAGAGUUCUAAGGUGCGAUCUUGAAAAUUACCCUCGUCUAUGUUGCAAUUUAUUUCCUGCGUAUGAGGUUACUAGAAGCGAAAUUCGCGCGGUCUUGGUUGAUUCAGAUUGUACUUCUCUAAUAAUGGUUUCGUGACUGCGAAAUUUCUGCUGAACCUGGAUGAUUCUGAUGCUUUUGUUAUUUGAUGCAGCCAGGGUAGAGAUGGUACCUGCAAGUGCUGGGACAUAGAAGGAGGAGGCCUCUCUAGGUACCUAUUUCGUUUUUUUAUUCCAUGUAUGGUUUUUGGUGCUGCCAUCAAAUUUAAAUAGCUUCUAAUCAUAACAGUAGAAGAUCAUAUUUGGAUGACUCUAAGCUCUUGACUGGUUUGUGUUCUACACUCCCUUGCUAGACUUUUUCUACGCUCUUGACUGGUUUGAUGAUUGCUUAACGGUUGAGGUUGGUGUUAUUAUUAAGUGGUUAAAAGUAACUCCUGUCAUACCCUCUCUUGAUGAUGGCUAUUUUGCGUAGGAACUUGGACCAAAUUCAUGAUGUUGAUCUCAUGACCUGCAUCUGCUGAGGAAUGCUUUUCUAGAAUAUAUGAGAGAGAAUGUGUGUGUGUGUGUGUGAGAGAGAGAGAGAGAGAGAGAGAGAGAGCGAGAGAGAGAGAGUUUAUACUUUUAUACUAUAGAACAUUCAUAAUUCCUCUCUUUGUAGUAUUUUUUCCUUGGCUUUCUAAAGAUCUAAUUUUUUAUUUGAUAUCUAAUUGUCAUUCUUCGUUUAUUCUUUUUUUUUUUGAAUAUCAUAUGCAGUGCAAUAUUGUGAAUUUUCGUUAUGUUUACUAUUUUAAUCUGACAGUGGGAAAACCACCUUCUAAGGUUUUGACGAUUUUUCUUGACAGGAAACCAUUGAUUGCGUUCAGGACAAACUCCUAUCACUUUUGUAAGUUUUCUCUGGCAAAGUCCCCUGCCAAAGAAACUGUACAUACGCUCUUGCCGGAUUCAUCCAGCCAUGGGUCAGAUUCCUCAGUCAUUGAAAACAAGGGAAGCUAUGAACCAGAGGUACGGGAUGCUGAAGGAGGGUUUGAUACAGUAAAGCCUUCCAUAAAUAACGAAGGUUCGUGGAGUUGCAAUUUCAUGCUUUAAGGGUCACUAAAUCACAAGCUCUGGUCACUCUGAAUCAGAAUGGCCAUCUGUGUCCUUCGGCAUCUUCAUUAGGAACUAUCGUGAAAUCAGCUUGCAGAUAAUUCGUUUUGGUAGAUCGCUAGAUAUCCGCAUGAUUUCUGGGUCUAUAUUUUAGGGUAAUCCAGUUUUUAGGUUAUAACUAUUUAUCCCUCUCAAUCAUACGAGCCUUAUGUAAUUUCUUUCCUUACAGGACUUUUCUGGUUUUGUGUGUAAUUCUAGGCUUGACUUACCAUUUCCUGGUACUUGGAACUGGAACUGUCAUGCAUUUGUAGAACGAGUCGAACAUCUGAACAUAGUUUUUUUCUAUUUACUCAGGCUCUGAUGGGAAAGAGGUGAAGCUGUUGGCUCUAGCAGGGGAAGACUCUUCCAAGGUGACCAUAUAGCGGUUAUAGUUUCUGUUUGAUACCAAAAUAUGUCUCAAUCCAUCGAGUAAACGUUAGCAUACGUAGGUCGAGAUUUGGGAUCUCCAUAAUGCAGAAAGAGUCGCAUGUUUCCCUCAGGAAAAUAACCAAGUUCCUGUAGGAGGCUCUACGAGAUCUAGAGGUACGUUUAUCUUGAUCAUUCUGAAAAGUUUCGUCUGCUGAUUUUUUUACAAUAUCUAGGUUGAUUCAAUGAUGUACAUCUCGUAUUUUCUAUUUAUGUCUAUCGAUUUUUAUCUGAGAGAAUGAACAGAGACCGAGGUUUUGGUGUAAUAGAAAAAAUAUUUGGGACAUUACUUGUUCAUUUCUAUCAAUCGUUCCCUCUGUAGAACAGUAAGAAGUGUAAUGCCCUUGCUCUGCCACCAAAUACCAAGGGCAUCAAGAAAUCUCAAUUUUGGACUAUUAUUUGUACUUGGUUUAUAAUGCCAAAUAGAUGUUGCUUGCUUCGGUAUGCAUUCCUUUACCUUAAAAAAAUUCCUGUCUUGAUUUCUCUUUGGCUUCUGUACCGAGGUUUAAAAAAUUGUAUCUUGGAGGUAGAACUGUACCAAACCAGUAUGGCUUCAGUUCUGUUCUUGAUCGUGGCUUUAUAAUUCAUUCCAACGCCUCCUACCAUGGAGGAGGACGAGAUAGAAGACAUAUAACUAGUGGCAAUUUUGACCUCCAUUUUCUUUUUCCCCCGCUCUUUUUCCCCUUUGGGCUUUCAGUUUACUUGACUAUUAUUGGUGUGUUCUGAAGCUGAAAUCCAGUGAGCCAAGACUUUCCCCAACCUAUUCUCAAAAUAGACCGUUUUAGAAACUUUUUUGUACAAAUUUCUGGUGCAUUUAUGUAUCACUUUCUUCGUGUCUGUUCUCCAUUUUGUACUGUUAUUCAAGCCCUUCGUCAUAUGCAAAUGGUUUAUAUUAUGCUUUCUUGCAUUUUGCAGGGAUGUGUAUGGCCAUUCAAGCAUUUUUCCCCAGCAAGUCAACAGAAGUUUUGAAUAUUUUAGCCGGGUGGGUUUUCUCACUUCAUACUAUAUUAUAUUUUUAUUUCUUAGUUAUCCAACUAGAGGUCUACAUUUCUUGUGCAUUAAGUAAAAUUUUGGUUUUCUUUUAUCUCUAGACAAUGAUUUUAAUGGAUGGAAAAUGCGUUACAUAUUCUUCAAUAGGAUGCUUUCCCAUCUUUGUGUCGUCUUUACUAUGGACGCUAGAAGAAUUGGACGAAAGGUCCAAUUUAAUGUUGGUAAUAUCAGAAUCAGGAAGAUGCUAUUUUAAGCAAAGAUGUGAGAUCUACAUUGGUGGCUUGACCCUCAGGAAGUUGAAUCAACUUGUACUAUGUCGAAAGUCGUUUUAUCCAACUUGAUCGAUAGGAAAAAGGAAACAAUCUAACAUUUAAUGUUUUCGGUAUUGACAGCUCAAUAUAGCAUCACAUAAUAUGAUUAAAUGCCUGAAAAUGAGUUCACAGCACGAAUGUUUGCAUAGAGAGGAGGGAUAUGAAAAAGGUGGUGGGAGGAAAGUGGAAAGAGAAAAAUGAGAAAGAGGGGGGAUUAGGGAAAAUGUAGGUUUGAAGCGACAAUGCCAAUUAUGGAGUAGGAAGAAGGAAACUUCAAAUUGACAAUGUUAAUAUUGUCACUAAACUUCGAAGUGACCAUGUCAAUUAUGGUAGUUGUGACUGCAGAAGCAACCGAAGUUUAAGUUCUGUAAUUUGUUGUGGACUUAGGGGUCAGGCAUUGUGGCUGCUCUUUCUUUUCAAUGUCCUUUCUUUUUUUUUUCGUAUUUCAAACUUUGAAAUUUACUUUAAAUCUCCAUAAAAGAUGGGAAUAGGUAGAGGUGAACUGUAUAAAUUCUUAUUUUUUAGCAUCGUCACUAGAAUUUGGCUAGUGUAUAUUCACAACAAUCCCCCUGCCCCUGGGUCUUCCUUCCAAAACACACGUACACUGAAACAAACCUGCUAAACAAGGAAAUAAGCAAAAAACAAAGAAACAUAUCACUGUUAUCUUACCUUUGAUAUAGGAGGUGGCCAUUCCAUGAUUUGAUUGACCAACUUUUACAAGUACAUUAUUUCAACAACAGUCUUUUUUUUGAGACAGGUAGGACAUUGUGUCGAUAGAACUGUCAAGCAGGAAGAAUCAUCUGCACGCCAUUUUAAAAAAUCGUGAGCUGAUAAAUGAUUGAUCUACACACUGAGGCCUGUGUAUGUCUGAGCGAGUCUACAAUUAGAUCAUAUGAUUGUUGGUUGUGAAUUUCCAAAUUCUAAUCUAGCCAAUUACUUCCUAUUGCUGGCUCCCGGAUGUGGGGUGCAGGCUGUAAUGGAUAUUUUAUCAUAUUCACCUCAUUUAGCGUUAAGACAAAUGUUCUAUCUGUGUAAUGUGUCUAUUCUUUUAUUUUUCGUAUGAUGCUACUUUGCCAUUAAAUUGUCAUAGGUUCACCAAGGUAGUGUUGCAGGUAUGAAGAUGGAAGCAUGCUUUGGUGGGAUAUGCGCAAUCCAUGUGUUCCACUCACUUCUGUAAAAUUUCAUGCAGAGGCAGGUGUAUGUUAUGACUCUUCUCACACAUGGCUGUAUCUUACUGCUUUCAUUGGCGUUUGCUAAUUGGUGUAAACAAAGCUAGUGAGUCACUACCAUCCUAUGAAUCAGUUUUACAAAAUUAAUUUUCUUGGUGCAGUGCUGAGCAUCACACUUGAUGCGGCAUGUGAUGGGGGCAUCUCUGGAUCUGCAGACAACAAAAUUGUUCUUUUUACUCUAGAUCAUCUUACGGUAUGGUUGAAGAGUAAUACCAGCAGCCAAUUGAUCUAUUGAAACACUAGUACAUAAAAUCAUACUUUAUACCGAAAAUGAAGAUCUGUAUCGUCUUUGAUGUAUUUUUGCUGCUCUUUAACAUUUUAAAUGACUGUUUUAUGGGCAAGGACAAUACUAGGCCUGGGAUUAUGCAGCCAAGGCUCGGUACAUAUUGUGAUGACGACCAGUUUUAAUUGUUUACGGAUCAGAACGGCCUCUAUUUUCUAUUUCUUAUAUCUAUUAUAGAUAGGUAGGUGUAUCUAGGUCAAACCACAUGGUCAAAAAUGUAAUAUGAAAGGUGAUCAGUUGGAUCUUGGAAGAACUUUUGUGGGAAAAAGAAGACUGUAAGAGAACUGGAGAAGAGCUUUAGUAUCACUUCUUUGCUUCAGGAUUAUACAAACGAUGACCCUUGCUAUUCGUUGGUUGGAAAGAUACCUGAUUGACUGGGGAGUUUCGGCUGUAGAAAAGAUGUCAAAAGAGCAACAGAAAGAGGGAAAAAUAUUCAAAUUAUGAAAUGAAGAGAAAGUGGAAUUGUAUGACCAUCUAAGAAGCACAAAUCCUAAUGUCUUAAAUUGUCUUUAUCCUCUCUGUUAAGAUAUCUAUUUCUUUUUAAUUCCUCAGAAAUAUCACCCACUUGCUUUCUGCUUCUGGCAUACACUGCAUUUAUUUUUAUCUCCGCACUUGAUCUGUUCUUUAGUCAUCCUAACUGGCUUUUCUUCUUUCUUGUAGGGCUCCUGUCGCAUUACAGAAGAAAUUCCGUUAGAUAGACCUGGAAUAGCUGGGGCUGCGAUUCGUCAAGAUAAUAAGAUUGCGGCAACUGCUGGAUGGGAUCAUAGGUACAUCAUCUUGCUAGUGCUUUCACUCACAUACGUUAUUUACAAAAAAAAAAAUUCUUUUCCUGGCUCGUCUAGGCCUGAUGAAAGGACACAAAGAUUUGGAAUAUUUUCCACAGAUCAUCAACCAAUGAAGAUUGUGUUUGAUUUCAUGACGCUGACAGCUUGCCUGUUGAACUUGAAUAAAUUAAUUUAUCCAGAGUGCGGAUUUAUAAUUAUCGCAAUGGAAAUGCUCUUGCAAUAUUGAAGUAUCAUAAUGCUACGGUAAGUUGCUCUAAUUUUUCAUCUAAUUUGAAUCUGAUUGCAUUUUCUGUAUUUUUUUCUUUAUUUUUUUAUUUUAUUGUAAAGCUAUUCUACCCUUCUAAAUGUUGAUUCAAGCCAUGAUGUGUUUGUGCCCUGUGGUUAGAGUCCAUUUAAGCCUAUAAGAAUCAAACAUGCAUUCGAUAAGUUUUGAUUUAAAUGUAUACAAUUAUGUAUACAAUAUUUCCAUCUUUAAGCAACAUAAAUUUAUAUAGCUAUCAAACUAUCCUGAGGUUUUUAUUUAUUAUAUUAAUGAAAAUUGGAAUGGAAGUUCAUCACCUUAUCAAUAAAAGGGGACUUGAACGAGUGCAGUUACCCAAUGCGAAACUCUAAAAGCCUUCAGCUAACUAUCCACCCAUCCGAGCCUAUGUGGUCCAGUAAGCUAUGAUUCCACUCCAGUCACAUGAUCACUAUGCUCUUCUUUUUGGCCUUCCUUUCGGCCACGCCCAAUGGAUCAUCCACUAAACCUUGUAACAACCAAAUACUUACCGCAUCUAAUGCUACCCGUAUUCCCCAUCUGUGAAAUCUCUUUCAUCUCUCCAUGCACUGUUGUAAACAAGUGAGUAACGCAGAAAAGGGUACGAUAAAACAUGCGAUGUCUGGACUAUACAGAAAAUAAUUGAGGUUUCCUGAUUUCUAUCGUAAGAAGAUCACAAAAUGAGAAAUGACGCAGCAUUAGACGCUUAGGUGGAACUGUAAUGCUCUUCAUCACGCCAUCUGCAGCCACUAGGCUAUUGGACUGGCUGACAACCAUCUUUCUGAGUUUAAUGUCAGCUAACAAAUUAUUGCUUCCCAAGGGCAAUCUAGAUUGGCUGCUUGGGGUCUUUGUGGGCAUUGGAUUGCUUUCGACUUUGCAGGCGGGCACUUGAAUCUUCUCUCCCCAAUUGAUUAGGAAAGCCGUUCCUUUUUUUAUAUACUCAGGAUAGAUGAAUCUGCAUUUUUAUUAGUUUCAAUUCUAUCUCAUUCAUCAUCAUCCUGGGCUUAAAACCCCAUCUCAUAGGGAGGAACCCGUUUCUGAACAAAGGGAAGGGUCAAGUACAGAGAGAAGUACCCAGAGAAAAUCCAACUUGGGAUUAAUUUUCUUAUCAAAAACGAAUGGCUCCUGUUUCUCAUCUUGAUUUCUUCAUGCGAGCUUCAUGUUGUCCUAACAUAGCGACAACUUCACCUGUAAUCCCUCUGGUUCCGGAAUACAUGGGAAAAAGGGAAAGCCCACUGAUGAUCUUGUUGAUCCUUCUGCAGUGCAAUGCGGUGUCGUUCUCAGCCGACUGCAAGCUAAUGGCAUCCUCCUCCGAGGACACAACGGUGGCCUUGUGGGAGCUCUACCCUCCUCGAACUCCAAACUGA